AUGCAUUUCCUUCAGACUUUGGCCGCCUCAUUCCUGCUUGGUAGGGCCCUGGUCGGAGCUACCGGCACGCACAAGGCCUCUAAGCCCAUUGCGCCCAAGGUGUUCAUCGUCUCCAUGUUUGAACCCGAAGCUGAAGCCUGGUGGAACAUCCCCGAGUUCGAUCUGUUGGCCCAUAACAUCACCCUUCCUGGCCUAUCGCCUCUGUACCCCGAUGUCCACUGCACCGAGGACUACGAGAUCUGCCAAUUGAUCACCGGCGAGUCCGAAAUCAAUGCCGCGACCACCGUCACCUCCGUUGCCUUCUCCCCCGUCUUCGAUCUCACUCAAACAUACUUCUUCAUUGCUGGUAUUGCCGGUGUGAGCCCCAAGAAGACCACUACUGGAUCAGUGACCUUUGCGCGGUACGCUGUUCAGGUUGCUUUGCAGCAUGAGAUUGAUAUUCGGGAGCUCGGUAGCAACUAUACCACUGGAUAUAUCCCUCAAGGAGCGGACUACCCCGAUCAGUACCCCACCAGCAUCUAUGGAACCGAAGUGUUUGAGAUCAACGCUGAUCUGCGCACCAUGGCUGUCGACUUUGCCCGCCAGGCCAACCUUUCUGACUCGGCCACCGCUCAGGCUUACCGCAAGCACUAUGUCACCCCUAGUGGAAUGUUCAAGGCUGCUACCAUGUCCCCCAGUGUUCUCGAGUGCGAUGUCGCCACCUCAGAUGUUUACUACAGCGGAAACAUCCUUGGCUCGACUUUCGAAAACACCACCAAGAUCUGGACUAACGGCACUGGUGACUAUUGUGCCACUGCCCAGGAGGAUAACGCCACCCUUGAAGUCCUUCUCCGCUCGUCGGCCCGCAAGCUGACUGACUUCUCCCGCAUCAUCGUCAUGCGCACUGCAUCUGACUUUGACCGCCCCUACCCCGGCUCGUCGGCUGUCUACAACCUUCUGUACGCCGACCAGGGUGGCUUUACCCCCGCUCUUAAGAACCUCUACGUGGCUGGAAUCAAGGUCGUUGAGGGUAUUCUCGACGGCUGGAACACUACCUUCGCCGCUGGUGUCAAGCCUAGCAACUACAUUGGUGAUAUUUUCGGUACUCUCGGUGGUACCCCUGACUUUGGUCCCGGACGCAAGGAGGCUCUUGUGGACAGUGGCGCAUACAAGAAGCGCAGCCUGUCGAAGCGCCAGCGCCUCGCACGCCGCGGCUAA
This is a messenger RNA of Penicillium antarcticum, 1197 nucleotides long. Its product is annotated as purine-nucleoside phosphorylase. Bases 1 to 1197 code for a protein of 398 amino acids. The transcript has 2 exons. Gene Ontology annotation, cellular component: endoplasmic reticulum. Gene Ontology annotation, biological process: transmembrane transport. Lineage: Eukaryota; Fungi; Ascomycota; Eurotiomycetes; Eurotiales; Aspergillaceae. The record is from RefSeq and is a predicted model, not a curated record.